Molecule: messenger RNA, 2842 nt
Organism: Polyodon spathula (Mississippi paddlefish)
Lineage: Eukaryota; Metazoa; Chordata; Actinopteri; Acipenseriformes; Polyodontidae
Product: death-associated protein kinase 2
Exons: 13
Coding region: 528-1613 (361 amino acids)
Biological process (GO): protein phosphorylation; positive regulation of apoptotic process; intracellular signal transduction
Cellular component (GO): cytoplasm; nucleus
Molecular function (GO): ATP binding; protein serine/threonine kinase activity
Source: RefSeq, a predicted model, not a curated record
GCUAUAGGCGUGCUCGCACAGCCAGACGCCGACGCUACACCGCGGUUCACCGCGCUUUACUACCUUAAGAGAAGCACCUCAGUCUACCUCAACCUGCGCCUCUGUGCCUGGUGUAACGCGUCGCAAUGAAGAAGGAAGCGCCGCCUCCGAAACGCCAGAGUAUCGCUUCUUGAAGACACGGAGAGCGCUUCUCUAAGGAGCUGACAGCUGUGAGAGGGAGUGGCCUGCAGGCACUGGACCGCAACAGAAACACAGUCUCUGAAACUGAACUGCGAUGCAUCGCGUACCCUGAAGUGCACGGUGCAGCCGCUGAGGGACAGCGGAGACUGCGAGAGGAGCGGCACACGAAGCGCAGCCGAGGAGAAUUAAGAGAGGCUCGGAGGAACUAAACAAGACAGAAAACUCCUGGGAACGCAAGCAAGACCAAGAACUCCGCCGCGGAACUGCAGCUCCCUCAUUACAACUUUCUGGGCAGACAGACCCCUCCCAGGAUGGUGUAGAGUGUGUUGAGAGUCUGCUGAUCCAUCAUGGCUGUGUUUAAGCUGGGGAUUGUGGAGGACCUGUAUGAAAUAGGAGAGGUGCUGGGCAGUGGUCACUAUGGCACGGUGAGGCUGGUCCGAGAGAAGGGCUCGGGAACGGACUACGCCGGGAAGUUCCUGAAGAUCCGGAAAUGCAAGAGCAGCCGGCUGGGGCUGGAUCGGGAGGACGUGGAGCGAGAGGUGGAGAUCCUGCAAGCCCUGCAGCAUCCCAACAUCAUGGCUCUGAGAGACGUGUUCGAGAGCAAGUCAGAGCUGGUGCUCAUACUGGAGAUGAUCCGUGGAGGGGAGCUCUUUGACUUCAUUGCUGAGAAAGAGAUGCUCUCCGAGGACGACGCCAUCCAGUUCAUGAAGCAGAUCCUGCAGGGAGUGGGAUACAUGCACUCCAAACACAUCGCACACUUCGACCUCAAGCCAGAGAACAUCAUGCUGCUGGAGAAGGACGUGCCCCAACCCCACAUCAAGCUCAUCGACUUCGGACUGGCCCACCGGAUAGAGGAGGGGGUGGAGUACAAGAGCCUGUCUGGCACCCCCCAGUACAUCGCUCCUGAAGUCAUCAACUACGAGAGGCUGAGUGAGGCUGCCGACAUGUGGAGUCUUGGAGUCAUUACCUUCAUUCUGCUCAGUGGUACCUCCCCAUUCCAGGGUGACACAGACGAAGAGACUCUCACCAACAUCGUGUCUCUGACCUACGAGUUCGACGAGCAGCACUUCAGCCAGACCAGCGCCAUGGCCAAGGACUUCAUCCAGAGCCUGCUGGUCAAGGAGCCCAGUGACAGGAUGACUGCAGUCGAGAGCCUCAUUCACCCCUGGAUAAAGCCUCUCAACAGGAAGCAGGCCACCAAUCGCAGCCGCUCCUCCAUCAACAUGAAGAAUUUCAGAAAGUUCAACGCCAGGCGGAAAUGGAAGGUCUCUUAUAAGAUGGUGUGGGCCUUUAACCGGAUGUGUCAUCUGCAGCGCCUCUGCAAGAACAGCGCCAAGGAGGACAAGGACCUGAGGCAGUGUGAGAGUGACCCGGAAGACACAGAAACCAAGCCUGCCUCCCUGCUGCGGAGACGACUCAGCAGCAGCUCCUAGAAUCAGCCAGGAGGGGGCGUCGGUGUGCUGGGGCACAGUCAGCUUGCUAGAGUCUGAAAUAUCAAUCGCUAUCGUAACGAAUGCAUUCUUCUGCUUCUCGUUUCACUUUGAGUAUCGUUUUCUCUUUCGGGCUCAGAAGUUUAAGAUCCCUGUGGUGUCUAUAGAGCUCUCUGUGUAAACACAGCCAGCACACCAGAGUGUAACCAUUAACCUGCCCCCUAGUGUAUGUAACAAAUACCACCUGGAACCUUACAUCAGUGCUGCAGGGGGGACAGAUUGAUGGUUACAUGCUGGUGUACCAGCUAUACUGAGAGACAUUUGAGAGCUGUAUUGAGGCCAAAGGGAGCUUUUUAAAAACAGCUGACAGGAGACGAUAUACAAAGUGAACCUCAAUGAGAAGGAUACCUCGGUUAGGAUGCCUGAUAUCUGAGACCUGCUCGCAGCAACAAAGCCUGUUCCCACACCUGCAGUGACAACACCAUGCACUCCCUGCUGAGUGAGGAAUAUCAAACAGUGCUCCACCUCGUAAUACAGCACCUCCUGUGUCCAUAUGUGGUAACUGCAGGGAACUAUUGCAGUGAUUGUAGCGCACAGAGUAAUUCCAUGAAUCUCAGCUGUUGUGCGCAGCCUUUCGACACACAGUUCUCCAAAUGUGCAGUUUUGAAAGGAACGCCCGCUAUAGUAAACAUUUUCAUUUUGAAACACACAUCCGGUACGACACUUGGUUAGAAAUCUGUUUGCAACCCCUACUUUCACAAAGUGUUGCACUUCCUUGUUCAGGUGUAAUUGUCCCCGCCCCUUUUACUGGCUUCUUUCCUGUCAUUAACCAGUCAGCUGCUUCCCCGGGUGACUGACAUGCUUUCAGCGCGAGGCCACGGCUCGGGUGAAUGCCCAUGUAACAUAUAUACUGAGAGUAAGGCACAGAGUGGGGAUCACGCUUCACAAUGAAAAGACACAUUUGCUAGUGUGUGUUUCUUUCAGAACUGUGCAUCUGAGACCCAUGUAGGCAAUGGAGCGACAACUUACAGAGAAAGCCACAUUCCCACCUAUAGGUCAUAAGUUAACUCUCAUGGUUUACAGUGGGCAAAUUAAGCUAUACCAUGCAUACUGUUACCAAUGAUUAUAGUGCAUGAAGUGUGUUUAUAAAGAAUUUAAAAAACAUGUAGACAUAUAUUUGUGUUGAAGAAAUUGGAAGCAUUCUUUAAUAAAAGCCUGAUGUUUUUCUUUAA